AAAGCAAGAAAGGAAAAUUUAUGUACAAGCAGCAGAUUUGGGACCAAUGGGUCAAAAGCCCAUAUUGAGCCCAACUUAUGUUUCACUGAUUCACUCCCUUGCUCGACGUCGAAUCAACUCAUCCCAAGAUCCCCAAAUUCCGCCAUCGCUAGGGUUUUAGCCGGCCAGCCAGCGGCCAGCCUGAAGAACUUCAAGGGAUUCUCCCCCGCCAGAAAUGUCGUCGUCGAAAACCUUGGUCCAGAAUGGAGCUUCGUUAAUCAACCGACUGUUCCGGUCACAUCCGACUCUCCACCAGCAAAUCCCUAUCAUGCCGAAACAUCAUCAACUUCUUCAAUCCCCGCCUCACGCGCUGCGAAUCACUCCUCAGCUAUUCCCGUCACUCCACAAUUUCCAGCCUUCUGAACAUUCGCCCGAGAUCGACGAUUUCAAUUCGAUCCAGAGACUAACAAGUGAAGGGUUUCUGAAUCCCUGCGGCCUUCCUUCGCUUGAGUUCUUCUUGCCCGAAGGCGAUUCAUCAGAUGAAAUGCUGUUGUUUCCAAAAAGGACAUUCCAACCUAGCACCCUCAGGCGUAAGCGAAACCAUGGCUUCUUUGCACGCAAGGCAACCAAGGGUGGAAGGAAAGUCAUUGCACGAAGGGUAGCAAAAGGGCGUUUCAGAAUUACGGCUUGACAAAUGGAACUUGUGGAAUAAGGAGCCGGUCGACUUCAUCUGUAGCACAAUAUGACCUUACUGCAAACGGAGGCCAUUGUUUCCUUGGUAUAUCCCCCUGCUUAUGAGAGAAUUUUCGGUGAGCUUUUAGAAGUUAGAAUCAAUCUUUUUUCUCUCUCGACUAGGCUUCUGUAUAAAUAUUCACUGUUGUGCUUGAAUUGGAUGAAGAAGGUUUAUGGAUGGAUUCUGGUAGAUCGAGGUUUUAUAGUUUCUUCUAUGUCUAUUGAAUUGGUUUGGAUCGUAGCACAACCUGAUUCGGUUUCGAUUCCCAAGUUUGAAACUUUUUUCGUUCCGACUUCAUUGAAUGUCCUUAAAAUAUCGUCAUAUGAGACCGAACUUGAUCGAAUACACUUUUUUUUGGGGCU
Linum tenue is the source of this 1074-nucleotide messenger RNA. NCBI's taxonomy places the organism in Eukaryota, Viridiplantae, Streptophyta, Magnoliopsida, Malpighiales, Linaceae. The record is from the annotation of a GenBank genome assembly.